This is a messenger RNA of Apodemus sylvaticus (European woodmouse), 2646 nucleotides long. RefSeq names its product vomeronasal type-2 receptor 116-like. The record is from RefSeq and is a predicted model, not a curated record. Bases 1 to 2646 code for a protein of 881 amino acids. Gene Ontology annotation, molecular function: G protein-coupled receptor activity. Gene Ontology annotation, biological process: G protein-coupled receptor signaling pathway. The transcript is spliced from 8 exons. Gene Ontology annotation, cellular component: membrane. Lineage: Eukaryota; Metazoa; Chordata; Mammalia; Rodentia; Muridae.
AUGUUCUCACAGGUAUUUAUACUCUGGAUCCUACAGAUUCUUAGAGUUUUGUGCAACUUUAACGUUGAUGAGUGCCUUUUAAAAGCUGAAGGGAAACGACACAGUGAAGGAAAUGUGAUGAUUGCUGCAUUUGUUCCUUUUCUUAAUAUUUUCCUGAACGAAAUGAACGAUUAUAUUCAUAAAGAAAAAUUUGACAGCGAGUACAGUUUCAAAGACUACCAGUAUUUGUUGGUCUUCAUAUUUGCCAUUGAGGAGAUAAAUAGGAACCCACAUCUUUUACCCAACACAUCUCUAGGAUUUGAACUUUAUGUUGUACAACGAAGGGAAGAGAAUAUUAUGAUGCAAACUUUGACUUGGCUCACAGGAAUGGGAAUCAACAUUCCAAAUUAUUCCUAUCAAAGGAAGAACAAGGCUGUUGCUGUACUAACAGGAGCAUCCUGGACAACAUCUGCAAAUAUUGGGAGACUGCUGGAUCUCUACAAAUAUCCACAGCUUAGUUUUGGGCCUUUUCACCCAAACCUCAGUGACAGAAGCCAGUUCUCCUCUCUUUACCAGAUAGCAACAAAGGACACAUCACUCGCAUUUGGCAUUGCAUCUUUGAUGAUUCAUUUCAAUUGGACCUGGGUUGGACUCAUCCUCACAGAUAACAGUAAAGGAACACAGAUUCUCUCAGAUGUCAGAAGAGAGAUGGACAGGAAUAGAGUGUGUGUGGCUUUUAUAAAAAUGAUGCCAGAAAUCUUGACAUCCUUUCACUUGAGAUCUGGAGAGACUCUAAAGAUAAUCAUUAAAUCAACCGCAAAAGUUGUUGUUGUUUAUGAUGACACUGGAUCUUAUUAUAUUAAAAUGCUUAGUCUGUUCAUGUGGUUAGUAACAUGGAAAGUAUGGGUCAUGAAUUCACAAUGGGAUAUAGGCAUUGUAGCAAAUUAUUUUCUGUUUGAUCCUUUGCAUGGGUCCCUCUAUUUUGUACAACAUCAUGGCAAGAUACAUGAUUUUCAAAAGUUUGUCAAGAACUAUAACCCUUCCAAAUACCCAGAAGACCAUUUUCUUGCUGUUCUUUGGAAUACAUUUUUCAAUUGCUUUAUUUCGGUCUCUGAUUGUAAGAUAUUGGGCAACUGCCAAUACAAUUUUUCCUUGGAAUAUUUGCCUGUAGAUCUUUGGCUCAUGGAAAUGACUGAGGAGAGUUACAAUGUAUACAAUUCUAUGUAUGCUGUGGCUCACAGUCUCCAUGAGAUGAUUCUCCAGCAAACACAAUUUUAUUCUCAUCAAAUCUCAGAGAAGAAAGCAUAUCCAUGGGAGCUCAACCAUUUUCUCCAGAAUGUCAAUUUUAAAAGUGGUGAUGGAAGCCAAGUGACUUUGAAUUCACAAGGGAAAUUAGAUGCAGAAUAUGAUAUUUUUAAUUUUGUUAAUUUUCCAAAUGGCCUGAGACAAAAGAUGAAAGUUGGAGUCUUUUCUCCCAAAGCUCCACAGCAGCAUCAACUUUCUUUAUCUGAUGACAUGAUACAAUGGGCUACGGGAUUUACAGAGAUUCCUCAUUCUUUGUGCAGUGAGAGCUGUGUUCCUGGAUUCAGAAAAUCUCUCCAGGAGGGUAAGGCUGCCUGUUGUUAUAAAUGUACUCCUUGUGCUGAAAAUGAGGUUUCCAAUGAAACAGAUGUGGAUAAUUGUGUGAAAUGUCCAGAAAGUCACUAUGCAAACAGAGAGAAGAACCACUGCCUCCAGAAAGCUGAGACAUUUUUGGGUUAUGAAGACCCCUUGGGAAUGGUCCUCACAUGUAUGUCUCUGAGCCUCACUGUAAUCACAGCUGGUGUCCUUGGAGUUUUUGUAAAAUAUCAUAACACUCCCAUUGUAAAGGCCAAUAAUCAGGCUCUAACUUACAUCUUACUCAUCAUUCUGACCUGCUGUUUUGUCUGUCCCUUGCUCUUCAUUGGAUAUCCCAACAAAGUCACAUGUAUCCUACAGCAGAGCAUAUAUGGAGGUCUGUUCACAGUGGCACUUUCCACAGUAUUUGCUAAAACUCUUACUGUGGUUCUUGCAUUCAAAGUCACAAUUCCAGGGCGAAUGAUGAGAUGGUUUAUGUUGUCAAGGGCCCCUAAUUUCAUCAUUCCCAUUUGUACCCUCAUCCAUCUUGUGCUCUGUGGAAUUUGGCUGAGCACUUCUCCUCCCUUUGUAGAUUCAGAUCUACACUCUGAACACGGACACAUCAUCAUUGUGUGCAACAAGGGCUCAGCUAUUGCCUUCUACUGUGUCCUGGGAUACCUCUGCUGCUUAGCACUUGGGAGCUACACUAUGGCCUACUUCUCCAUGAACCUGCCUGACACAUUCAAUGAAGCCAGGUUCUUGGCAUUUAGCAUGUUAGUAUUCUUCAGUGUCUGGGUCACAUUCUUCCCUGUCUACCAUAGCACCAAGGGAAAGGUCAUGGUGGCCAUGGAAAUCUUCUCCAUUUUGGCUUCCAGUUUAGGGCUGCUGGGCUGCAUAUUUGCCCCCAAGUGCUACAUUAUUUUGUUCAGACCAGAUAGGAACUCACUUUACUGCAUCAGAGACAAACCACAUUCUAAGCAACAGGAGCCUAAUAUAUCCUUCUCUGACUUUUCUCAUGUUAUCUCUUACAACUCCUGUUUUACUAAUAUAGAAACAGCAUUCUUCUUUUAA